UUUAUGUGACGUCUAUCUUGCUAAGUGUAUUAAUGCGAAAAUCAGUCAGUUUCUUGCCGCAACAACAAACUAUUGAAUUUAUUUUCAAGAUUCACCGCGAGUUUAAAAAACAUGUCAUAAUAUUUUGACCGAUAUGAUACAGAGCAAAUCUUAUUGUCAUCAGAACAAUAGAAUGACUGUCAUUCAUAAAGAUUAUGUAUCACUGGUGAGGCAGUGUGCCACAGAAAGGGAUAGAUGCUAAGACAUGGCGUCGUGGUUAUUCAUCGCGGCCAUAUUUGCAGCUGCAAACGCACAGAGUAAUAGAAAUGAUGGGCCGCGGUUUUUGUCUAGAGGACAUUCUUUUAGAACUGUGGUAGGAGACACACUUCUGUUGCCGUGUCAAGUACAAAAUUUAGGUUCGCUGGUUCUACUAUGGAGGCGAGGUCCCGCUGUACUGACGGCAGCCAGUCUCAUGGUCACUAGAGAUGAGAGGUUCCGUCUUGUUGAUGGCUACAACCUUCAGAUCACUGAUGUGGGGCCACAGGAUGCUGGUGACUACGUCUGUCAGAUCUCAGACCGAGUGGCCCGAGACCAGGUCCACACAGUUGAGGUACUGGUCCCUCCCAGUGUGAGACCCUCACCGGAGUCCCGACAUGCCGCCGCCAGAAGGGGUGGAGCUGCGGUACUGGAAUGUAGAGCGUCUGGGAAUCCUGUGCCUACUGUUACAUGGCAUAAGCUGAAUGACACAAGUACCCGGCUCGGCGAAGGGCCGCAACUUCAGCUGUCGCGAUUGGAGCGUCAACACAGCGGUCGUUACGCGUGUACCGUUGAUAACGGCGUUGGACCGGCAAUUGUUACCGAGUUCCAGUUGCAGGUGCUAUUUCCCCCUGAGAUCACAGUGGAAAGAUCGUGGGUUCAUACGGGAGAAGGGUUCAGAGCUGAACUCUUGUGCACGGUGUUAGCUGACCCUCCGUCUGAGGUACUGUGGUACCAGAACUCGUUUCCACUAUCUGCCAGUGAGAGGGUCACCAUGUCGGUCCGCGGAAAUAACCACACCCUACUCAUUGCUAACGUUCAACCGGAGGACUUUGGGAACUACACCUGUGUAGCAGACAACAGUCUAGGUCGAGCUCGCCAACAUGUAGAAGUGUCAGGUCGACCUGGUCCCGCCAGAUUUACGUCUCCUCCCCUGGCGAGGGCACCUACGUCCUAUACCCUGGCGUUUGCAGUGGACAGCUAUCCUCCUUUGGAUGAGCUGCGGCUCCUGUACCGUCAGCUAGCUAUCAACGAGUCCUUCCAGCAGCCAGGUCGUUGGCAUGAUGUGGUUAUCCCAGCUCCAGAACCAACGGGAUCCCUGACACACCGCGUCUCUCAUGAGCUGAAGGGGCUCGAGCCAGGUGCGGUGUACGAAGCUAUCGUUCAGGCCAAGAAUCGAUAUGGGUGGAAUGAGGUAAGUGACAUCUUCCAAUUCCACACCCUGGGUGGGGCACACUCUGUACACGCGAAUGAGCUCUCACCUAUGUUCUCGUCGGCAUCUCAAAUACGACUGACGUUUUCGCUGCUAGUUUGCUCGCUUUACGCCUUCGGAUGACUAGACAACAUCAAUUCUGACAUUUCCGUUCGUUAUUCCCGCAGAAUAACUUUUAUACCUGAAUUGUAAUUUUGAUAUUUUAUAUUAAAUGUAUAUUUUGUUUUAAGUCUAGGUAAUUUCGAUUAUAUGGAUAUAGAGUUUGAGGAAUUUCUUACAUACUAUAUCCAUGUAAUAUGUAGAAAUAAUUAUCGUUAAACGAUUACUACUAUAACACCAAAGUAUCUAAGGUAGAAGUUUCUACAUCUGUCAUGGUUUUGGUAAAACAUUUUCAUCUUAUAACAAGUCUUUAGUCAUUUAACAUUAAGGUUCUAGCAACGGUGAAAGCUUCAAUAUACAAAUACUUAUAAUUUCCAAUUUCCUUUUACAAAAACAUGACAGAUACAAUAUCUAAGUGUUGUGAUUAAGCCAUUUAAAAUUUAAUUUAAAUCCAACUUUCGUAAUUUUUCCUUACAUUUCAGACAGAUUUACUUAUUUGACCAAUUUUGUAUGUUUGUAAAUCGGCCUAUUAAGUUUUGUAUAUAGAAUAAUCUUUUUCUCAACAUUAUAUAAAAUAAAUUCUAGCGGCCCUAGUUUUACUCCUUGGUAGACCAUGGUUUUAUUUAUGUACUUUCAUAAAAUUUUGAUAUUCUCGACAUAAGCGUUAGACUAUAGAUAAUGUUUUUUUAAUAAUAAAAUAUUCAAGGUUGUCGGUGAAUUUAAGAAUUCGAACAAGGCGUUGUCUCAUUCUUAUGUGUCGCUCGACAACACAUAGUAUUACUUUUCAAACAUCACAUCCAUAUGAAUGAAUUUAUAUCUAGACAUAUUUAAUAUAAGCAAUAAAAGUGUUAGUGAUAGUGUCGCUAAUUUAGACUUAGGCUAAAGGCAAGUUGUCUAUAUUUGCUUAUGAAGUUCCGUGAUUGGCUAGUAUUUCUACAUUAUUUAGUUAUUAAUUGACCUACUACAAUGUUUUGUAUUUAGAUUUCAAAGUCACGACUUAGCGCUAGGAAUGACUUUUGUCAAAAUAUUGGAUAAAUAAAGUAUUGGAUUGUGACCUAUCCGAGUCAUAAUCAUAGAUAGUCACGUGACAAGUGUGAACCACGUCCAGAUACAGCGUAUAUCGUGACAACGUGUAUCCCGUGCAGAUCUUUAUCUGGAGAGAUUAAAUAAAAACAGUCAAUGCUUCAAUAAAAUAUGAUUCAUUUAAAAUACACAUUGCAACUGUAAAUUAAUCUAUCAAUAGUUGUCAUUUUGUUCUAAAGUUGUUUGUGAAUUUAUUUAAAGUUUUGACCAACUCUCACGUGUAUAAUCAGCAUUAGCAAAUAUGAUACACUUGCCAAUAACAUAUUUUGCAAGCUCUUGUAAAUAUUUUCAAAUACAUUCAUAAAAUGUUUUUUUGUUCUAUACAAGCUAUGCGUUUUUAUUUUAUUUUUUUACCGACCAUUCUCCACAAGCCGGGUAGCAAAAUUUUAAUAACGAAGAGAAUUGUUUGUAUAAUUAAAGUACAUUUUUAAUACGGCGUAACUCACGUCAAGUAAGCAAAACCCUUCUUGUCAUACAACAAAUGAUAAAACUGAAAAUAC
Messenger RNA from Pieris brassicae (large cabbage white), 3129 nucleotides. RefSeq names its product limbic system-associated membrane protein-like. The transcript is spliced from 11 exons. NCBI's taxonomy places the organism in Eukaryota, Metazoa, Arthropoda, Insecta, Lepidoptera, Pieridae. The coding region runs from base 245 to 1570 and encodes 441 amino acids. Gene Ontology annotation, biological process: synapse organization; homophilic cell-cell adhesion. Gene Ontology annotation, cellular component: plasma membrane; axon; neuronal cell body. Gene Ontology annotation, molecular function: axon guidance receptor activity; protein binding. The record is from RefSeq and is a predicted model, not a curated record.